Pipistrellus kuhlii (Kuhl's pipistrelle) is the source of this 2962-nucleotide messenger RNA. It is a transcript of the gene FAM20C, whose product is annotated as FAM20C golgi associated secretory pathway kinase. The transcript has 10 exons. The coding region runs from base 619 to 2358 and encodes 579 amino acids. The record is from RefSeq and is a predicted model, not a curated record. Gene Ontology annotation, biological process: protein phosphorylation. NCBI's taxonomy places the organism in Eukaryota, Metazoa, Chordata, Mammalia, Chiroptera, Vespertilionidae. Gene Ontology annotation, molecular function: protein serine/threonine kinase activity. Gene Ontology annotation, cellular component: Golgi apparatus.
GAGAGAGGAGAGGGAGCCGAGCGGCCGGGCGGCGGCGACUCGCGGGGCCCGCGGCUCCGCCAAUCUGCGGGCGUUGACGCGGGGGGCGGCACCGGGCGUUCGGAUAUCUGCCCGCCCGGCGCGGGCAUCGCGAGGCUCCGCCGUGGGCACUGCACUCGGCUCGGCGCUGCACCUGCCGGGAUCGCCCUCCGCUCGGUGUGCCCCCCGCCGCUCCGCCUCCCCUGGAUCCCGCCUCCGGGCCGCAGCGAGAGGGCCCAGCCCAGCCCGAAGAGCCGCCUUUCUCCGCCGCCGGCCGGACGCGGCCAGCGGAGCCGGAUCGGAUUGCCCCUGGUCGCCACCGCCACCCCCAGCGGCGCGCCCAGCAGGCAUGGGGCGCCGCUCGGGGCCCCCGCGCGCCGGAUGAGCGCGGCGGCGCAGAGCCGGUCACUCGCCUGGGCCCCGGCUCCGCGGACCAGGACCUUGGGAUGGCCCGGCCGGCGCGCGCCCGGGCGGUGGGCGCUUCCCACGUGGCGCGGGCCUGCGAGCAUCCCCGGAGCGGGUAGCUGCCGGAAGCCGGAUGGACCUUGAUCCGCGCGGCGCCUGGUCCGUGCCGAGCCGAGCCUAGAGGGCGCCGGGAAGAUGAUCCAGGUGCGCCGGUUCCGCGUGCUCGUGCUGAUGGUGUUCCUCGUGGCCUGCGCGCUGCACAUCGCGCUGGACCUGCUGCCGCGGCUGGAGAGGCGCGCGCGGCCUCCGGGGGAGCCCGGCUGCUCCUGCGCGCAGCCCGGGGAGGCGGCGGCCGGCUGGGCCCAGGCGCGCGGCCGCCCCGGGGAGCCCUCCGCCGCCGGGGACCCGGGCUGGCCGCACAAGCACACGCUGCGCAUCCUGCAGGACUUCAGCUCCGACCCGGCCUCCAACCUCACUUCCCACUCGCUGGAGAAGCUGCCGCCCGCCGAGCCGGCCGAGGGCGCCGUGCGGGGCCAGGACCCCAGGGUGCCCCGACCCCGCGGCCCAGCGCACCGGCCUCCGCUUCAAGACCCCGGCCCCCGGCGGCCCGCGCCGCCGCCCGGCCCCAGCGGGGACGGCUCGCUCCUGGCCCGGCUGUUCGAACACCCGCUGUACCGGGUGGCCGUGCCCCCGCUGACCGAGGACGACGUCCUCUUCAACGUGAACAGCGACAUCAGGUUCAACCCCAAGGCGGCGGCGGCGGAGAACCCCAACUGGCCGCACGCCGGCCCCGAGGGCGAGGACUUCGCACCCACUGGGGAGGCGGCCGUGGACAGCUACCCCAACUGGCUCAAGUUCCACAUCGGCAUCAACCGGUAUGAGCUGUACUCCAGGGACAGCCCUGCGGUCGAUGCCCUGCUGCAGGACCUGGGCACCCAGAAGAUAACCAGUGUGGCCAUGAAGUCGGGGGGCACUCAGCUCAAGCUCAUCAUGACGUUCCAGAACUACGGGCAGGCCCUGUUCAAGCCCAUGAAGCAAACGAGAGAGCAGGAGACACCCCCUGACUUUUUCUAUUUCUCGGACUAUGAGAGGCACAAUGCGGAGAUCGCUGCCUUCCACCUGGACAGGAUCCUGGACUUCCGCCGUGUGCCCCCUGUGGCCGGCAGGAUGGUCAACAUGACACGGGAGAUCCGGGACGUCACGCGGGACAAGAAGCUGUGGAGAACCUUCUUCAUCUCCCCAGCCAACAACGUGUGCUUCUACGGGGAGUGCUCCUACUACUGCUCCACGGAGCACGCCCUGUGCGGGAAGCCGGACCAGAUCGAGGGCUCGCUGGCAGCCUUCCUGCCGGACCUGUCCCUGGCCAAGAGGAAGACGUGGCGGAACCCAUGGAGACGCUCGUACCACAAACGCAAGAAGGCGGAGUGGGAAGUGGACCCCGACUACUGCACCGCGGUGAAGCAGACACCCCCGUACGACCGCAGCCACCGCAUCCUGGACAUCAUGGACAUGACCAUCUUCGACUUCCUCAUGGGGAACAUGGACCGCCAUCACUACGAGACUUUUGAGAAGUUUGGGAACGACACCUUCAUCGUCCACCUGGACAACGGGAGAGGGUUUGGAAAAUACUCCCACGAUGAGCUUUCCAUUCUGGUUCCUUUACAGCAGUGCUGCAGGAUCCGCAAGUCCACCUACCUGCGGCUGCAGCUGCUGGCCAGGGAGGAGUACAAGCUGAGCCUGCUGAUGGCCGAGUCCCUGCGGCAGGACCGGGUGGCGCCCGUGCUAUUCCAGCCGCACCUGCAGGCCCUGGACCGGCGGCUGCGCCUGGUGCUGCAGGCCGUGGGCACCUGCGUGGAGAAGGACGGGCUGGGCCACGUGGUGCAGGACGACCUCCACCCCCUGGACCCCGGGCACAGAGGCUCGGCCGACAGGUAGUGACCACAGCCGCCGGCUGGUGCCGGGGACGGACAGGACACCCAAGCCGACUCGGCCGUGGGUCCUCCGGCCGCAGGUCCUCCAGCCGUGGGUCCCAGGACCCGCUCCACUGGCUUUAGAGACGGAGUGGCUGUGCAGGGAGCACGCGGCUGAGGGACAGGCGGCCCAGCAGCAGGCGCCCACCCUUUUGUGCGGAAGGAGCCUUUACCUGCUGUUUUGUAUUUAUACUCAGACAAUUUGUCUAUAAACAGAGACCAGACCCCAGACUCACGGACAGCCGCCCUGCGCCAGGCUCCCCGCCAGGCUCUCGCGCUGUGGACUUAACUUAAAACAAAAACUCUCCUCCCCCUUCCCGGCCGCACUGGGAGGCCCUCUGCGACCCCGGCUCCUGAGGCCAGCGUGGAUGGCGGACACACGUUUCUCAGUGACGAAACGACAGCUGCUGUUUCUCAGCGCCGCACUCCGGUGCCCGGGACCUUCCGGGAGGCGGCCGAGGGCCAGGCUUCGAUGGACCCGUGUGACUGUGUCACCCGGGCCCUACCCUGGUGAUUGUUGUGGAAUAGUUGCAAUGUGAUGGAAGUGCAAUAAAGAUUCAGCAAAGGUG